This is a messenger RNA of Microtus ochrogaster (prairie vole), 1629 nucleotides long. RefSeq names its product ELAV like RNA binding protein 3 (gene Elavl3). Gene Ontology annotation, molecular function: RNA binding. Gene Ontology annotation, cellular component: ribonucleoprotein complex. NCBI's taxonomy places the organism in Eukaryota, Metazoa, Chordata, Mammalia, Rodentia, Cricetidae. The record is from RefSeq and is a predicted model, not a curated record.
CGCAGCGCGGGCCGGAGGGAGGGAGGGCGGGCGGGCGAAAGGAGCGGACCCGACACCCGACACCCGGCACCCGGCACGGGACAGGCCGGACCGAGGGCCCACCGCAGAACUGUCGAGAUCUUAGUUGAGAAGGGCGACCUCUCCGGGCCCCGCGGGGCCGCGCACUGGGCGUCCUCCACCGCGCGCCCGCUCCCUCAGUCCACCUGCCGCUGGGGACCCGACCGUCGGCGCGCGCAUCCCCAGGCUCGGGUCCCGGCCCUCGAGGGCGCCGCCGCCUCCGUCUCCGCCUCUGCAGCGUCCGCAACCGCAGACGCCCGGGCGGGACCCCGGCGUGAGCACCGGGCGCCCCCCAAGGAGUGCACGAACCCCGGAGCCGCCCUCGAUACGGACCGCGCCCGCCGGGCACACAAGAAUGGUCACUCAGAUACUGGGGGCCAUGGAGUCUCAGGUUGGGGGGGGGCCGGCCGGCCCGGCCCUGCCCAACGGGCCACUCCUUGGGACAAAUGGAGCCACUGAUGACAGCAAGACCAACCUCAUCGUCAACUACCUACCCCAGAACAUGACACAGGACGAGUUCAAGAGUCUCUUCGGCAGCAUUGGGGACAUCGAAUCCUGCAAGUUGGUUCGGGAUAAGAUCACAGGGCAGAGCCUGGGCUAUGGGUUUGUGAACUACUCUGACCCCAAUGAUGCAGACAAAGCCAUCAACACCCUCAAUGGCCUCAAAUUGCAGACAAAGACCAUCAAGGUGUCCUAUGCACGCCCCAGUUCUGCCUCUAUUCGGGAUGCUAACCUGUACGUCAGUGGCCUCCCCAAGACUAUGAGCCAGAAGGAGAUGGAACAACUCUUCUCCCAGUAUGGUCGCAUCAUCACUUCCAGAAUCCUGCUGGACCAGGCCACAGGUGUCUCUCGGGGUGUGGGAUUCAUCCGCUUUGACAAGAGGAUCGAGGCUGAGGAGGCCAUCAAGGGACUGAAUGGGCAGAAACCACUAGGUGCGGCUGAGCCAAUCACGGUCAAAUUCGCAAACAACCCGAGUCAGAAGACAGGGCAGGCCCUGCUCACCCACCUGUACCAGUCCUCUGCCCGGCGCUAUGCGGGUCCUCUGCAUCAUCAGACACAGCGUUUCCGGCUGGACAAUUUGCUCAACAUGGCCUAUGGAGUCAAAAGUCCCCUGUCGCUCAUCGCCAGGUUCUCCCCAAUCGCCAUCGAUGGCAUGAGUGGCCUGGCAGGUGUGGGCUUGUCCGGAGGCGCGGCAGGCGCUGGAUGGUGCAUCUUCGUAUACAACCUGUCCCCUGAAGCUGAUGAGAGCGUGCUGUGGCAGCUUUUCGGACCUUUUGGGGCAGUCACCAAUGUCAAGGUCAUCCGGGAUUUCACCACCAACAAGUGCAAGGGCUUCGGCUUCGUCACCAUGACCAACUACGACGAGGCAGCCAUGGCCAUCGCCAGCCUGAAUGGCUACCGCCUGGGUGAGCGUGUGCUGCAGGUGUCCUUCAAGACCAGCAAGCAGCACAAGGCCUGAGCACUUACCGCCCUCCCUCCCUGGGCAGCAGAGAGAGAGAAUGAGAGCGGGAGAGAGAGAGUGAGAAAGAGAGAGAGAGCGUGACUGCAAGAGCAGGAAGACCCACACACUUG